AUGGAUUUAAUUGAUAAUUCUACUUCAUCUACAAGUCAUGAUCUUAUGACUACAGAAGAAGAAAUUAAUUAUCAAGAGGAUUGUAGAUAUGAUGGAACACAUGAUCUACAUAUAAAAAUAUUUUAUAUUGGAGUGUUUGCAUUUUCCAUAGCAAUAAUUUCAUUUAUUUUCAAUAGUUUUUUAACAAUAGUUUUCCAGUUAAAUAGAAAUUUACGAGUCACAGCAACUUAUUAUUUUCAAAUACUAGCAAUAUUCGAUGUUUUUAUGGCAUUCAAUUAUGUUGCUUUAAUGGUUGUUCCUGUUUAUUUUGAUAAUUUUCAAAUAUUGUGGCUCUAUAACAUCUUUAAUUAUUAUGUUGUAUUUCUUUUGACGGAAGGAAAUGUCUCCAUUUUUUGUUCAGUUUUAUUACUUGUCAUGGCAACAGCUGAAAGGUGUUUUCUUAAUCUUCCAGGAUGUCAUGAAAUUUGGAUCAGUAAAUUUAUGAAAAAUAAUAGACGUCUAAUUACAGUAAUUGUUAUUUCUGUAUCAAUAUUAUAUAAAGGAAUGACAUAUUAUGAAUUAGUUAAUAUAGAAAAAGAAAAUUGUACUGAUUGGGAGAAAUAUGAAUUAUCAUUGUCUUCUCUUGCCACAAAUCCUACAUACAAUUUUUGGUUUAUGUUUUUAACUAGAAAUAUUUUUGAUCGAAUUUUACCUUUUAUAUUACUUAUAAUAAUGAAUUUUAUUAUCGUUCGCCAACUCAAAAAAGAUUCAGUUAAAAGUUUUCAAAAAAUUCAGGAAAAUUCUUACUUACCAAAUUGGAAUAGAACAUCUCACAAAAAAAUGAUAAAAGAUGCAACAAGAGCACUUGUAGCAAUUGUUAGUGUAAAUAUUUUAUGUCAAGCACCUCAAGUAUUUUUAACAACAUGGGAAAUAAUUAAUAAAGCAUCUCUGGAAAGUAAUGAACUUCGUACAUUUUAUUCCUACGCUAAUGAUACAUUAAGUAUCUUAUAUUUAGUUUCUAGUGCUUUAAGAUUACCAAUUUAUUUAUCAUCAAAUCGUCCUAUUAGAGUUGCCUCAAAAUCAACAAUUCAAAAAAUUUUUCCAUCAUGUUUUGUUAAAAAACGUCUCAUUGAAAAUAAUAAUAAUGAUACUAAAGGUAUUGUUAUUUCACAUAUUGGUAAUGGAAUAAAAAAUGAUAAUAAGAAUGGUGAUGAGAUUGUUUUACUACCUGAUCUACCAACUCAUGAUAGUCCUGGUAGUGAUGAAACACAAUGUGAUAUAUUUUUACCAUCUCCUAUUGGUAAAAAUGAUGGUAUGCCAACAAUUGUCAGGAAUACAGGAAAAAAUUUAUUUUUUAAAGAUAUGUCAAAAAACUCCAGUUCCCAAUUAUUUGUUUAA
Molecule: messenger RNA, 1377 nt
Organism: Strongyloides ratti
Lineage: Eukaryota; Metazoa; Nematoda; Chromadorea; Rhabditida; Strongyloididae
Product: GPCR, rhodopsin-like, 7TM domain-containing protein
Exons: 4
Coding region: 1-1377 (458 amino acids)
Cellular component (GO): membrane
Source: RefSeq, a predicted model, not a curated record